Vollenhovia emeryi is the source of this 588-nucleotide messenger RNA. RefSeq lists its product as uncharacterized. The transcript is spliced from 2 exons. The annotation marks the transcript as partial. NCBI's taxonomy places the organism in Eukaryota, Metazoa, Arthropoda, Insecta, Hymenoptera, Formicidae. The record is from RefSeq and is a predicted model, not a curated record. Gene Ontology annotation, molecular function: protein dimerization activity.
AUUACCUGAUAAUUAUAACAUAUUACAGAAAAUUGACUUAUUUUCUGUAAAUAAGAUUUUACAUCCCAUAAAGGAAGAUAUAUCGCCCAUUUUAAGAAAUUUUAAAUCUAAUCCUAUAGUGGGAAAAAUAAUUAAUGAAUAUCAUAAUAUAAAUUUUGUCAAAUGGAUUAAUAUAUCAAACACUACAUUAUUUUGGGCGGAAGUAAAUGCUUAUAGAGACGCAGGUGGUAAUAAUCCUUUUGGAAAUCUGGCCAAAUUUGUAUUAGAACUUCUUUCUUUGCCAUGGUCAAAUGCUGACGUGGAACAAACGUUCAGCCAUUUAAACUUGGUGAAAUCCAAAAUUAGAAAUCGCAUGCAAAUUUCAACACUUAAUGCGAUUUUAAAUAUAAGAUAUGGUCUAAGUCGACACAAUAAAUGCUGUCAUAAUUAUGAGAUACCGAAUUCAUAUAUUCGUUUAAUUGGAACAAAUGUUGCAUAUGUUAACUGUGAUAUCGAUAUGAUUAAUACUGAAGAUUCUCAAGAAGACUGGAUCGAUAUUAAUUAGAGUUACGCUUAAAAAAUAUUACAAAUAUCAAUAUAUAUAAAAAA